Messenger RNA from Tyto alba (common barn owl), 3098 nucleotides. It is a transcript of the gene SHC1, whose product is annotated as SHC adaptor protein 1. The record is from RefSeq and is a predicted model, not a curated record. The coding region runs from base 386 to 2221 and encodes 611 amino acids. Gene Ontology annotation, cellular component: plasma membrane. NCBI's taxonomy places the organism in Eukaryota, Metazoa, Chordata, Aves, Strigiformes, Tytonidae. Gene Ontology annotation, molecular function: receptor tyrosine kinase binding. The transcript has 12 exons. Gene Ontology annotation, biological process: cell surface receptor protein tyrosine kinase signaling pathway; intracellular signal transduction.
CCCCCUCCCUGUGCCAGCGGCUCUCUGGAGUGUCGCCGCGACCCCGUUUUCAACCCGCCACGGUGGGAGUGUGGGGUCGCUCUCUGUCUGUCCGGAUCCGCACAUCCUUGCUGACGCCGAUCGCGAUCGAUCAGCUGCGACGGCACGGAGCCAGGCAGCCCCCGGUCCCGCUGCCUGGCGUCCCGGGGCCAGCUCUCCCUGCCAGCCAUGCCGGGCUGGUGUGGACCCGGCACGGAGCUCGGCUGAGGCUUCUGCUUGGGGGUGGCUUCCCAGUGACUGCAGGCGCUCGGACUCUCUAUGGGGCCUCCGUGAGACCCAGCCGGCUGCCUCCACCCCGCUGCCACGCGGGACGGGUCAGCCCCGGCCCUUCUUGCCUCUCUCCGGCAUGGAUCUCCUGCAGAAGAGCAAAUACAGCCACCUGCGGAACGAGUCUGUCUCCUCUCUGGAGGAGGCCAUGGGGGGCCUGGGGGUCCCGGCCUCUCCCGUGGAAUCCCUCGCAGGCACACGGUCUCUGCCUGGCUCCCUGUCCUCCUCCUCCCUCGGCCCCGCGACGCCUCUCGGGGAGCUCACACCCGAGUCGGAGGACAGCCCCACCACCCUCUGCUCCUUCUUCCCCAAAAUGGCCAACCUGAAGCUCUCAAACCCCGCCAACCUGCUCAGCCUGCGGGGCUCCUCGGCCGGCGGCAGCCCCGGGGAGCCUGGCCCUGCCGGGACACUGGCACCGGCACCAGCAGGGGCUGCUGGACCCGACUCAGCGGGACCUGUCCCUGUCUGUUCCCAGGAUAUGAACAAGUUGAGCUGCGGGAAGAAGACGCGGGUGGAAGGCGGCCAGCUGGGGGGUGACGAAUGGACCCGCCACGGCAGCUUCGUCAAUAAGCCCACCCGAGGCUGGCUGCACCCGGAUGACAAGGUCAUGGGCCCUGGGGUCUCCUACCAUGUCCGGUACAUGGGCUGUGUGGAAGUCCUCCAGUCCAUGAGGGCUUUGGAUUUCAACACCAGGACGCAAGUCACCAGGGAGGCCAUUGGGCUGGUGUGCGAGGCUGUGCCCGGUGCCAAGGGAGCUGUGAGGAGGAGAAAGCCUUGCGGCCGCUCCCUCAACUCCAUCCUGGGCAAGAGCAACCUGAAGUUCGCCGGCAUGCCCAUCACCCUGACCAUCUCCACCAGCAGCCUCAACCUCAUGGCUUCUGACUGCAAGCAGAUCAUUGCCAACCACCACAUGCAGUCCAUCUCCUUCGCCUCUGGGGGAGACCCGGACACAGCCGAGUACGUCGCCUAUGUUGCCAAAGACCCCGUCAAUCAGAGAGCCUGCCACAUCCUGGAGUGUCCGGAGGGCUUGGCGCAGGACGUGAUCAGCACCAUUGGGCAGGCCUUUGAGCUGCGCUUCAAGCAGUACCUGAAGAACCCCCCAAAGCUGGUAACACCCCACGACAGGAUGGCAGGGUUUGAUGGCUCUGCCUGGGAUGAGGAAGAGGAGGAACCAGCACUGGAUCACCAGUACUACAAUGACUUCCCCGGCAAGGAGCCUCCCAUUGGGGGAGUCGUGGACAUGCGGCUGCGGGACGGGGCUGCUCAGACCCCCAAUCACUUGGGGGCCACGCUGCCCGUCGGCCAGACGUCUGGCGGGGACUAUGACCCCCGGAAGCAGCACACUCCUGCUCAAGCAGGGAGAGAGAAAUACCCGGCUCCGAUGGGUGCAUCCGGCCGCACAGACUUGUUUGAUGACCCAUCUUACGUCAACGUGCAGAACAUGGACAAGACACGCCAAGUGUCAGCCACCGGCACCCCCGCUACAGCCAACGGCAGCGCCCAGAGAGACCUCUUUGACAUGAAACCCUUUGAAGAUGCCCUGCGUGUCCCCCCGUCCGUGCCCGUGGGGCUGCCCCCUGCCCAGGUGGUGGCUUCCAUGGAGGAGCAGCUGAGACGGGAGCCCUGGUACCACGGGAAGAUGAACCGUAAGGAGGCUGAGAAGCUGCUGAAGGUGAACGGAGACUUCCUGGUGCGGGAGAGCACCACCACCCCGGGCCAGUACGUGCUGACCGGCUUGCAGGGCGGGCAGCCCAAGCAUCUACUGCUCGUCGAUCCCGAGGGAGUGGUGCGGACGAAAGACCACCGCUUCGAGAGCGUCAGCCACCUCAUCAGCUACCACAUGGACAAUCACCUGCCCAUCAUCUCAGCCGGCAGUGAGAUGUGCCUGCAGCAGCCGGUGGAGAGGAGACUCUGAGCGCCCGGGGGGCCCCGGUGUGCAGACCCCCCCCCCCCCUCCCCACCGGCCCCGCUCCCUGCCCCAGGGAGCCCUCGGACUCUCAGCUGGGUGCUCUGCCCAGGACUGAGUGUGGACUUGGCCGGAGAUGGGCUCUGUCCCCCUCUGCCACAUGGAGCUGGUGGCUGUGGGGGGCACGGGCAGCGUGGGGUGAGCUGCCUGCAGGGUGGGGGGGCCCGUUUUUGCCAAAGCCCCUGCCUCCUCCCAGCUCCAGCCUUUGCACAGCAGCUCAGCUCCUACCAAACCCCGGGCCCUGGCCGCUCUCGUGCUCACCAGUGUGGGCACGGGCUCAGGGCUGGUGGAGCUGAGCCCCCCACCCCACUCCACGAGUUGUGGGGGGGCAGGCCAGCCUAGUCCCCUGCCCCUGGGCCAUGGAGGGGGGGACUGCGGGGGGGCUCUGCUCCCCCAGGCACAAGGCCUGGCCAGCCCCGCACCCACCGUACCCGAUCACUUUAUGUGUUAACUCUGUGCCUUGACCCCGCAGGUCCCACACUUAUGCAAUGCUGUGGGGUGGGGGGGGCCGGGGGCAGAGCCCCCCCCUCUUUCCAUGCUCCCAGUCCCCACUGUGCUCCUUCCUGGGACAUGCUCCUCUGCACCCCCCACCCUCCCUGCACCCCCCCCCCCCGGGGGCACAGCUGGGCACAGCUGGCUCUAGCAGCCCGGAGGGGGGGGGGGGGGGGGGGCAGUGGGAAGGUGUCACCCCUGUCACCCCCCUGCCUUGCAUGCACGGUGUUACUCCCCCCCACCCCCUUCCAAGCCAAAGUGCAGCCCUGGCCCCACCGUGGGCCCCGCUAUACCAAAGGAACUGGCGGUUGGUAUUAAAGUUGGUAUUUCUCUA